CUUUCAACCAGUCUUUUCCUUCCUCAACCUUAAAACCUUCUCUUCAAAAUUUUUUUCCUGUUUGUUUCUCGAGAAAAAAGAAGUUUCCCAAACAUGAUACUCAGCCAAACCCUUCUUCUUCGAGCUUCAAUAAACCUUCCUCCACGAAACGUUAAUGCCCCAAUCUUCACCUCAAAACCCAGUUCACCUCCCUUUUCUCUCCCCAUUAAACCCUCAAACCCCAAUACCAAAACCCCCAAAUUCACCCCAUUAGCUUCCAUUACAGUACCCUGCAACAACAACCCCCAAACUCAAACUCAGUCCCCACUCAACGAUUCAACUCGAACCCUCAAAACCCUUUUCUCCCUAACCCUCGCCGCCACCAUUCUCUUGACCAAAACGAUCCAAAAUCUCGCCGUGGCAACAAUCCACCGAACCCCCACCGCACUAUCCACCACGGGCACUCUCUUCUUCGCUUCCUUAAAAGACCGCCCAAGCGGAUACCUCAACACGCCGUUGACGGUGGUGGCGGCUGGUUUAUCUAAAUGGCUCGAUAUUUACAGUGGGGUUUUGAUGGUUCGGGUUUUGCUUAGUUGGUUCCCUAAUAUACCUUGGGAUCGGCAACCACUUUCGGCUAUUAGGGAUCUUUGUGAUCCUUAUUUGAAUCUGUUUAGGAAUAUAAUUCCACCCAUUUUUGAUACUCUGGAUGUUAGUCCAUUGCUGGCUUUUGCUGUGUUGGGUACCCUUGGAUCGAUUCUUAAUAACAGUAGAGGAAUGUAUUGAUUGAAAUUUUGCUCAUGCCACAAGGAAAGUGAGUAAGAGAUUUUAAUCCGAGCUUUAUUGUUUGCUUUCUAUUUUUUUUUUUUGCUUAUUAAAAGUUUUUUGUUAUUAGAUUCUUUCAUGGUUGUUUUAUUAGAAUGCUCUGUAUUUUUUGUUGUUGUGUAUGGAUGAAUUUUUAUGGAGGAAUGCAUUAUAAGUGUCCUUUUUGUUGAA
This is a messenger RNA of Gossypium raimondii (Peruvian cotton), 972 nucleotides long. RefSeq names its product ylmG homolog protein 1-2, chloroplastic. Bases 94 to 762 code for a protein of 222 amino acids. Gene Ontology annotation, biological process: chloroplast fission. The record is from RefSeq and is a predicted model, not a curated record. Gene Ontology annotation, cellular component: membrane. NCBI's taxonomy places the organism in Eukaryota, Viridiplantae, Streptophyta, Magnoliopsida, Malvales, Malvaceae. The transcript has a single exon.